Messenger RNA from Cotesia glomerata, 775 nucleotides. It is a transcript of the gene Ant, whose product is annotated as ADP,ATP carrier protein. NCBI's taxonomy places the organism in Eukaryota, Metazoa, Arthropoda, Insecta, Hymenoptera, Braconidae. Gene Ontology annotation, molecular function: ATP:ADP antiporter activity. The record is from RefSeq and is a predicted model, not a curated record. Gene Ontology annotation, cellular component: mitochondrial inner membrane. Gene Ontology annotation, biological process: mitochondrial ATP transmembrane transport; mitochondrial ADP transmembrane transport. The transcript has 3 exons. The annotation marks the transcript as partial.
CGAGAAGAACUCUGCCUCGCUCACUCGUCGUCCGGCGUGCGUCCAUAAUACACUUAACACAACCCUCAGGAGAUUUUAGAUCUACACACUCUCCUCAAUCUUCCUUUUUCAAAGUAACCCGUUUGUUUAAUAUAAAUAAUUAAAAAUGUCGAGUUUCGAUCCCGUCGCGUUCGCUAAGGACUUUAUCGCUGGUGGUUGUGCUGCCGCGAUCUCUAAAACCGCUGUAGCGCCAAUUGAGCGUGUCAAGUUGCUGCUCCAGGUCCAGCACAUCUCCAAGCAAAUUGCUGAGGACCAGCGUUACAAGGGUAUGGUCGAUUGUUUCGUCCGUAUCCCAAAAGAACAAGGUUUCCUCAGUUUCUGGAGAGGUAACUUCGCCAACGUCAUCCGUUACUUCCCAACCCAGGCUUUGAACUUUGCCUUCAAAGACAAGUACAAGCAAGUUUUCUUGGGUGGUGUUGACAAAAACACCCAGUUCAUGCGGUACUUUGCUGGUAACCUUGCAUCUGGUGGUGCUGCUGGAGCUACAUCACUUUGCUUCGUCUACCCACUUGACUUUGCCAGAACCCGAUUGGCUGCUGAUGUCGGUAAAGCUGGUGGUGAACGUGAGUUCAGUGGUCUUGGAAACUGUUUGAGCAAAAUCUUCAAAUCUGACGGUCUUACCGGAUUGUACCGUGGAUUUGGUGUAUCAGUCCAGGGUAUCAUUAUCUACCGUGCCUCAUACUUUGGUUUCUAUGAUACCGCUCGUGGUAUGUUGCCUGACCCCAAGAAAACUCCA